UAACGUUGGAUGCCAACGAAGAAAAAUAAUUAAACCCUACAGAAGAAAAAUAAUUUUCACGUGUAGGUCUCGGAUCAGUUUAACAGUUUUCAAGACAUCAGGAACUUUUCGUGAAUUACGAACAUAGAUCAAUUACGCAAAAAUGGAGAGGGAGGACAAACCCAGCCUGCUGCUCUCCUUCCACACUGAGCCCAAACAAGAAUCACUGGAUUCUGAUUGUGAAGCUCAGUGGGCAUUGAGGGAUUCAGAGAUGACAUCAGUAAAGCUGGAGGACAAAAGUCAAACACUGUGGCUGAAUGUUACCAUUAAAGAUGAAGAGGAGGAGAAGAAUGUGGUUAUCAUUAAUAAUGGAGAGGGAGAUUUACUCACUCAAGAUGGGAUUCCUGAAGUGGAGACACUUGGAGAGAAACAACAGGAAGACUACAAUCCUACGGAGUCUCACCACUGUCCCCAUUGUGAAGAACAUUUCUCAUCUCUAUCACUGUUAAAAAAACACAUUAAGAUACAUACUGGAGAGAAGCCGUACUCCUGUUUUGACUGUGGGAAGAGUUUCUCUCGAUUCGAUCGCCUUAAAAUUCACCAACGCAUACAUACUGGUGAGAAGCCUCACUCCUGUUCUGACUGUGGGAAGAGUUUCUCUCAAUUAGGUGACCUUAAAGUUCACCAGCGCAUGCAUACUGGUGAUAGGCCUUACUCCUGUCCUGACUGUGGGAAGUGUUUUAUCUCAUCAUCUGGUCUUACCAGUCAUAAAAUACUGCACACGGGUGAGAGGCCUUACUCUUGUUCUGACUGUGGGAAGUGUUUCUCUCGAUUACGUUACCUUAAGGUUCACCAGCGCAUACAUACUGGUGAUAAGCCUUACUCCUGUUCUGACUGUGGGAAGAGUUUCAUCUCAUCUUCUGGUCUUACCAGUCAUAAAAAACUGCACACAGGUGAGAAGCCUUACUCCUGCUCUGACUGUGGGAAGUGUUUUGCUUCUACAUCUGAAAUUAAUUUGCAUAGAAAACGGCAUACGGGUGAGAAGCCUUACUCCUGUUCUGAAUGUGGGAAGUGUUUCUCUCGAUUAGGUAACCUUAAAGUUCACCAGCGCAUACAUACUGGUGAGAAGCCUUACUCCUGUUCUGACUGUGGGAAGAGUUUCAUCUCAUCUUCUGGUCUUAACAGUCAUAAAAUACUGCACACAGGUGAGAAGCCUUACUCCUGCUCCGACUGUGGGAAGUGUUUUGCUUCUUCAUCUGCAAUUAAUUUGCAUAGAAAACGGCAUACGGGUGAGAAGCCUUACUCCUGUUCUGAAUGUGGGAAGUGUUUCUCUCGAUUAGGUAACCUUAAAGUUCACCAGCGCAUACAUACUGGUGAUGAGCCUUACUCCUGUUCUGACUGUGGGAAGUGUUUCUCUCGAUUAGGUAACCUUAAAGUUCACCAGCGCAUACAUACUGGUGAUGAGCCUUACUCCUGUUCUGACUGUGGGAAGUGUUUCUCUCAAUUAGAUUACCUUAAAGUUCACCAGCGCAUACAUACUGGUGAUAAGCCUUACUCCUGUUCUGACUGUGGAAAGUGUUUCUCUCGAUUAGGUUACCUUAAAGUUCACCAGCGCAUACAUACAGGUGAUAAGCCUUACUCCUGUUCUGACUGUGGGAAGUGUUUCUUAGGACCAUCUGUUCUUGCUACUCAUAUGAGACUGCACACGGGUGAGAAGCCUUACUCCUGCUCCGACUGUGGGAAGUGUUUUGCUUCUUCAUCUGCAAUUAUUUUGCAUAGAAAACGUCAUACGGGUGAGAAGACUUACUCCUGUUCUGAAUGUGGGAAGUGUUUCAUUAGAUCGAGUGAACUUACUAUUCAUAAAAGACUGCAUACAGGUGAGAAGCCUUACUUCUGUUCUGACUGUGGGAAGUGUUUCAUUAGAUCGAGUGAACUUACUAUUCAUAAAAGACUGCACACAGGUGAGAAGCCUUACUCGUGUUCUGACUGUGGAAAGGGUUUCUCUCAGUUAGGUCACCUUAAAGUUCACCAGCGCAUACAUACUGGUGAUAAGCCUUACUCCUGUUCUGACUGUGGGAAAUGUUUCCCUCAAAUGUAUUUCCUUAAAGCUCACCAACACACACAUACUGUGAGGGAAAAAAAUAUUUGAUCCCCUGCUGAUUUUAUGUUUCCCCACUGCCAAAGAAAUUUACAGAAUGAGUUGGUGACAUGAAAGGGGAAACAGUAGGAGGGGUUGGGUUGUUCGUAUCACUUAAUACUGGAUGUGUGUUUCUUAAUUUUCAAUCCUUCUGUAUUUGCAUAGAUUCUGUAUGUCGGUAUGAACUAUUGCCUGCAAGCUUUUGUUAAAAACAUAUCUUCUGUGUUCUGUGUCGUUAUUGUGCAUUUGUGUGUUCUGAUCCGACCUUUUGAUACCUAGGGAAUGAAAUUGGAUUUAAUUGCUUUGAAAAAAAAUUUAUGUACAUUCUGCUUAAAAAAAGUUUGAUACUGUGUUACUAGAAUAGACAGCAAACGUAUCUAAGAUCUAGUAGGGCUAGAAGAAUAUGUGGCACAGUUUACCCCGUUAGUUGUCUAGAUGGCAUUUCAUUAUCAGAUUGAUCAAUAAUCUGAUAUUGUUAGUUGUGUUACAGUUUUGAUUGAAAAAAGGUAAAA
Molecule: messenger RNA, 2628 nt
Organism: Esox lucius (northern pike)
Lineage: Eukaryota; Metazoa; Chordata; Actinopteri; Esociformes; Esocidae
Product: zinc finger protein 260-like
Exons: 3
Coding region: 143-2128 (661 amino acids)
Biological process (GO): regulation of transcription by RNA polymerase II
Cellular component (GO): nucleus
Molecular function (GO): DNA-binding transcription activator activity, RNA polymerase II-specific; RNA polymerase II cis-regulatory region sequence-specific DNA binding
Source: RefSeq, a predicted model, not a curated record